GAAUCGACCUUCAAAAUGGCGCGACACGAAUCGCGGUUGCCGAUGAUACCCGGUAUCCACCAGUCCUAUAUGGAAAUCAAAGACAAGUAUCCGAUCGGAUCCGAGAUGAAAAUUAUCGAAGGAAUCAGGUUCAUAGAAUGCCCCGAAACGAAAAAAUCGCACCAGCUCUGCGAUCCGGAUGUUGCUGCUGUGAUGCAUGCUAAAGAUCAACUCGUCUACAACAAGAAGAAUUGGUUGAUAUUUGACGAAAAACAGGUACUGACUUUUGACGCUUACUACAAAGAUACGUCGAGGGUUGCCUCGAAAAUGGAAUACGACAUACGAGAGAUGAAGAUCAUUUAUUUCUUGGUGGACGAAACGAUUCAAGUGAACGAACCGCUAAAGAACAACAGUGGCUCGCCGCAAGGCUGUUUGAUCAAGAAACAAAGAAUACCGUUACCCGGUUGCGACCGAGAUACAGGACCCUAUUACAGGUUACUCGAUCUGGUUGUCGGAGGUUCGGUGGUUUUUUAUGGAAAAGAGCUGAGGAUCACAGGCGUCGACGCGUUCACCAGGGACUUUCUGGUCAAAAUGGGCGUCGACGUGCAGGACAACGAACCCAUUCCCGACGAUCCGUAUUUUAAUUUCCGGAAAAAAACCAACCUGGAUUACACGUUCAAGUGUAGACCGAAUCUGAAGCGUAGUCGGCCGCAGAAGAGUUACAAAGAUUUUGUCUUGCGGUUCGGCGCCUAUUGGGACGAUCGGUAUGAAAUGGACGGCGAAUUGCAUUUUUUCGAUGUGCUGUACCAUCUCGUAGACGACACAAUAGAGAUGUCGGAAGAGUUGAUCGAUGACACAACUGGUAAAAUACGUCAUAGAAAGUUUGUGAACAGACAAAAAUUACCGAAAAAAAGUCCGUGGAGUAAAUAUCCAGGCCAUGAUCAAAAACAAGGAAUAUUAAAUAUCAUAACGAAAAAAGAAAGCCAAAAUGGAUAUUACAAAAUGGAUAGUCUGCCGUUGGAAGGAGACAGCGAGCCGUAUUACAAAUGCACAGAUUUGUAUAUCGGAGCGACCUUAAACGUGUUUAAUCGACGCAUUGUUUUGGUAAAAUGUGAUGAGUUUACCCAGACGUAUUAUAGAAUCAACUAUGGAUUAAGUAAUUUCGAUCCAGUAGACAGACCAAAAACAUUAAGGGAAAUCAGAGAAGACCAGUUGAAUGCAAAAAGGAUGGAAAUAAUUCUUAAAAACUAUGAUGAAGUUUUACGGAAAAAAUUAAUUAGCCAAGAAGGAACCGGUAUAAUAUUCGUAUUCUGCAUUCAAAUGGUAACUGACGAUCCAAUUAAUCAACAAAGAGAUUUUUUGCUCAAAUACUAUUUGGACGAUACUAAAUUUGGUGUGUAUGAAGUUAGACAUAGCAAUUCUGGAAUACGCGGUGGAAUGUUUCGAUAUAGACGAAAGUUUAGCAAAAAACAAGACAAAAACAAAUUGUUCGUAUUCCAUCAGUUAUAUGUUGGAGCUACCAUAUUUUUCGACGAGUUUGAGUUUAAAAUAACCGAUGUAGACGAUAAAUCACUGAGAUUCAUGAUUAAUCAUCCCAAAGAAUUCCCACAUAGCUGUUUGGAAACCGCAAAUAAAAAAGUACGCAAAGCGAUUGCCAAAGAAUUCUCGAGUCUGGAAGAAUUUCGGACGAAAAAUUUUCAAGAAAGAGCGUGGGUGGAAAGAGACGAGUUCAGGAAGAUCGUGAGCUUCGAAGGCGCACUAGAUCCUCACAUUGGAGUUGUGUUGUCGUUAACACAUAAGCGUCCGGAUCCGUUUGAACCUUAUUCGGAUGACACGUUUAAAAGUGUUGUACAGGACACUCUGAGGAGGGCCAUGUUCAUACACUUUGACGGUUUGAAGAGUAACCUCAGAAUUAGGAAAUCCAUUACCGACCGAGGGGAAUUCGUCGGACGCGAAGAAUCUAUCAAAGGGAUGAAAAGCAACAAAGUGCCAUUGUCAUGGGAGAUAACCAAUAAGCUUCUUAACAGGUUUACCGACGCCGAGCUGGGCUCCGUGAACUACGCGGACAUGGUGGACUUCAUGGAUUACAUCAAGUAUCCCGUGGAGCCACCGACCGGAUUGGCCAGGGAACUGUUGUUCGUCAAACCGAAAAAGGUUUUGAUCAACGUGGACGCGUUCUUAAACGCGUUGCCGCCGGAGGAGGCCGUUGAGGAUACCGUCGAGGAUACCGUCGAGGAUACCGUCGAGGAUACCGUCGAAGAUACCGUCGAGGAUACCAUUUACAAAAAAAAUCAAAUUAUGAAUCGCAAAAAAGUAAUCCAAAAUAAUUUAUGGGGAAAAUUAGGUUUAAAAGUUGACAAUGUGGUUCAAGGAAAGUGUACAUCAAAUACUGAUAAUGUAGCUCGAAGAUUUUUUGAAGAUAACUUAGAAGUACCAAUGAUUACUUGA
Molecule: messenger RNA, 2427 nt
Organism: Sipha flava (yellow sugarcane aphid)
Lineage: Eukaryota; Metazoa; Arthropoda; Insecta; Hemiptera; Aphididae
Product: EF-hand domain-containing family member C2-like
Exons: 12
Coding region: 16-2427 (803 amino acids)
Source: RefSeq, a predicted model, not a curated record